UGUGAGCGCAGCCAUGGCCACGGAGUCCCCGCGCCGCCCCAGCCGAUGCACCGGGGGAGUGGUGGUUCGUCCCCAAGCUGCCACGGAACAGUCCUACAUGGAAAGUGUUGUUACAUUUCUCCAAGAUGUUGUACCACAGGCCUACAGUGGAACACCUCCGGAGGAAAAGGAGAAGAUCAUUUGGGUCAGAUUUGAAAAUGCAGAUUUAAAUGAUACAUCAAGGAAUAUGGAGUUCCAUGAAAUCCACAGCACUGGGAAUGAGCCCCCACUCCUGCUGAUGAUCGGAUACAGCGAUGGGAUGCAAGUCUGGAGCAUUCCUAUCAGUGGUGAAGCUCAGGAGCUCUUCUCCGUGCGCCACGGCCCCGUUCGAGCUGCUCGCAUCCUCCCAGCUCCACACAUCAGUGCUCAGAAAUGUGAUAAUUUCUCUGAGAAGAGACCUCUGCUUGGGGUGUGCAAAAGCAUUGGAUCUUCUGGCACCAGCCCACCCUACUGCUGUGUGGAUCUGUAUUCCUUGAGGACAGGAGAGAUGGUCAAGUCCAUCCAGUUCAAGACUCCUAUUUAUGACCUGCAUUGCAAUAAAAGGAUACUUGUGGUGGUCCUGCAGGAGAAAAUUGCUGCCUUUGACAGCUGCACUUUCACCAAAAAGUUCUUCGUUACCAGCUGUUAUCCUUGUCCAGGGCCAAACAUGAACCCUAUUGCUCUUGGAAGCCGUUGGCUUGCUUAUGCAGAAAAUAAGCUGAUCCGAUGCCAUCAGUCCCGUGGUGGAGCCUGUGGAGACAACAUUCAGUCUUACACUGCCACAGUCAUUAGUGCUGCCAAAACGAUAAAGACUGGACUUACCAUGGUGGGGAAGGUGGUCACACAGCUCACAGGGACUCUGCCCUCAGGAGCCACCGAGGAGGAGAUCCUAGCCCACAGCAACAUCCGUCGGAGUCCUCUGGUGCCUGGAAUUGUCACCAUCAUCGACACAGAGACAGUGGCAGAAGGACAGGUGCUUGUGAGUGAGGACUCAGACAGCGAUGGCAUCGUGGCUCACUUCCCUGCACAUGAGAAACCUAUUUGCUGCAUGGCUUUUAACCCCAGUGGGAUGCUGCUGGUCACAACCGACACAUUAGGCCACGAUUUCCACGUUUUCCAAAUCCUGACACAUCCUUGGUCAUCCUCACAAAGUGCUGUCCAUCAUUUGUACACACUUCACAGGGGAGAGACUGAAGCCAAAGUCCAGGACAUCUCCUUCAGCCACGACUGCCGUUGGGUGGUGGUCAGCACCCUCCGGGGCACGUCCCACGUCUUCCCCAUCAACCCCUACGGAGGACAGCCCUGCGUGCGCACACACAUGUCCCCGCGCGUCGUCAAUCGCAUGAGUCGCUUCCAGAAGAGUGCAGGGCUGGAAGAGAUUGAGCAGGAGCUCACCUCGAAGCAAGGAGGACGUUGUAGCCCUGUCCCAGGCCUCUCAAGCAGCCCCUCUGGAUCACCACUCCACGGUAAACUGAACAGCCAAGACACUUACAACAACUUCACCAACAACAACCCUGGGAACCCUCGACUGCUGCCCCUGCCAAGUUUGACUGUGGUGUUGCCUCUGGCUCAAAUCAAGCAGCCAAUGACUUUGGGGACCAUCACCAAACGCACAGG
This is a messenger RNA of Acanthisitta chloris (rifleman), 1635 nucleotides long. RefSeq names its product breast carcinoma amplified sequence 3 (gene BCAS3). The record is from RefSeq and is a predicted model, not a curated record. Gene Ontology annotation, molecular function: protein binding. NCBI's taxonomy places the organism in Eukaryota, Metazoa, Chordata, Aves, Passeriformes, Acanthisittidae. The annotation marks the transcript as partial. Gene Ontology annotation, cellular component: cytoplasm. Gene Ontology annotation, biological process: response to starvation; autophagy. The transcript is spliced from 15 exons.